Messenger RNA from Styela clava, 1892 nucleotides. NCBI's taxonomy places the organism in Eukaryota, Metazoa, Chordata, Ascidiacea, Stolidobranchia, Styelidae. The record is from RefSeq and is a predicted model, not a curated record.
ACUACAUACUUAAGAGGCAAAUUUAAGUUUAUUUGUCAAUACUGAAGAUGCCGCCAUCUGAUGAAAAUGCUAGUGGAAAAGUAUUGAAGAUUGGGACAAGGAAAAGUCCAUUAGCAAUGUUGCAAACUGAAUGGAUAGUAGGAGAACUGAAAAAGUUGGACAAAAGUCUGGAUAUUGAAAUCGUUCCGAUGGCAACUAUUGGUGAUAAAAUUCUCGACAAGCCUCUACCCAAGACAGGAGAAAAAAGUUUGUUCACAAAAGAACUUGAAGUUGCUCUUGCUGAUGACCAAGUACACCUCGUUGUAAACUCAAUGAAAGAUAUGCCUUCAACUCUUCCUCCUAAUCUGACUAUAUCUGCAGUUUCAAAGAGGGUAGAUCCACAUGAUGCAGUCGUAAUGCACCCAAAACACAAAGGAAAGAGGCUUGAUGAUCUUGAUGAUGGAAGUGUCAUUGGAACCAGUUCAUUGAGACGUAUUGCUCAGUUGAAAAGGAAAUAUCCCAACUUAAAGUUUAAAAGUGUUCGAGGAAAUUUAAACACAAGAUUGCGAAAACUUGAUGAAGCGAAUGACUAUGACGCUCUUAUUCUUGCUGCUGCCGGUUUGAUCAGAAUGGGAUGGGAGAACAGAAUUUCCUACACAUUAGAUACUGAUGACUGCCUGUAUGCUGUUGGUCAAGGUGCCCUAGCUGUUGAAACAAGAUCAGAUGACUUUCGAACAAUUGAUAUUGUAUCAAAAUUACACGAUACUGAUACAGUCAUCAGAUGUAUUGCGGAAAGAGCAUUUUUAAGAACUCUGGAAGGUGGUUGUUCUGUACCAACUGCUGUCGAAACUUAUAUUAAAGAUAAAGAGUUAUAUAUGAAAGCUGGUGUUUAUAGUUUGGAUGGAUCAGAAGCAUUAAUUGAGAAAAUGCAAACAACACUGGUUCCGGAUGAAGACUGGGAUAAAAUGAUCAGAGCACAGGACAAAUCUGAAAAUUGUGAAUUUGCAAGUAUUACGAUCAGUUAUCAUUUCAUCAGUCCAUUUCUGUUGAAGACAGCUGGUCAUCUUGGAAGAGAUAUAGCUCAAUUGCUACUGAACAGAGGAGCCAGGAGAAUAUUGGAUGAAGCUAGACGUCAAAAUGAAAUGAGCAAUGAUUUGUGAUACGGCAUUUGGGUUGACAAAGUUUAUCACAGCGAGUAGCAAAAUUUGGUCUUAUGCCAACCUGGGAUGUCACUUAAUACCUUGCAGUUUCCAUUGAAAAAAUAAGUAUUGGUUAUUCUAGAACUUUUGUAUGUUCCUUCAACACUGCGACCUCUUUUAUGUGUUCAAAGCAUAUUUUGACAACGGUCCCAUUGUUCUAAGGCCUAAGCAAUAUUAUUCAUUCGCUUUAUUUAUAAAUAUAGCAGCAAUGUAUAGUAAUACAUGGUCCAUGUAUCUGGAACUAAUAACUGGUUAACUAUUCCCAUACCAGGCAAACAGAUGAGAAGCUGUGUUUUGCCAUAUGUUUAGGCUGUCGCAUCGCCUGUCCUCAGAUAUUCAGUUUAUCAAAAUCAUACCCUGCCUUCAGCCUACAAAUAAUUUCAGCUGAUUCAGCUCCUACUUCAUUAUAUAGAUUAGCACCAUACUUAGUGGUAUUGCACCCAAAUUUGGUGGUACUUUGUUUUAAGUGCCAAACCAAUGUUCUAGCGCAAAAAGUAGUGGUUGAAACUUAAAUGUUAAUAUAUAUUUAAUUGUCUUUGUUUAUUUACUCUGUUCGAUCAACACAAUUAAAAAUGUUUUGCAGUUUCGUAUUUUUUGAAACUUAUUACAAAAUUUGUUUUGUCUAUAAAUGCCUUUAUCUCGGUUAAUUGCUAGCUGUUUGUGCUAACUCCUUUUGUGAUGAUUACGCUAUUAAUAAAUAUGACACAUGAUGUA